Poeciliopsis prolifica (blackstripe livebearer) is the source of this 1549-nucleotide messenger RNA. RefSeq lists its product as uncharacterized. Bases 806 to 1525 code for a protein of 239 amino acids. NCBI's taxonomy places the organism in Eukaryota, Metazoa, Chordata, Actinopteri, Cyprinodontiformes, Poeciliidae. The record is from RefSeq and is a predicted model, not a curated record. The transcript is spliced from 3 exons.
UAACAGUAAAAAGUACAUGUACUUGUAUAUAUUUAUGUAUAACUUAAUUUGAUAUGACCAGUUGAUAAGAUAUUUCAAGAUAAUAGCAGUUUUGACACUUAAGCAUAUUGUGUAUAUCUUUUUUGAUAAACAUUCUUUUUUUCUUUACCAAAAAAGUUUAGACUUAAUGUUUUUCAAUUUUAUGCGUUGUACCUUUCCAGACUCAAUGGCUUCAACUUCAGGCAGGGCAUCCUCCUCUCCACAGUCAGUUCAAUCCUCUCAACCUGCAGCCUCACUUUCACAACCAUCAUCUGCUGAUACUUCAUCGCCUUCCCUGAGCUGCUCCCCAGUUUUGCCAACCUGGGUUGACAGUUGUCAGAUACCGUGGCAGAAGCUUCCAGAAGAGCUGAUACAGACUUUGGAACGACAGAAAAGGCCAAGUGCACGACUUCGAAGACAAAUGGUGAGGAUUAUUGUCUCUGAAAUGAUGCUGAUUUGCAAGAAUCCUACCAAACGCGACACUACUGAAAUAGCAGAAAGGAUGGUGAGCAGGUAUCCAAAGUCACUUAAGGACAUCAUUGAUGGUGAUGUUAUUGGACUUGGUUAUCAUUCCCUGGUAAAACAACUCCAGGCAAGAAUUGAAAAUGUCAAACGACAAGACACACCAAAGAUAACUAAACGCAAGGCGGAAUCAGAUAAUGACACUGAUGAGAUACCUGCUGAGCAGAAAGCCAGUGUUCAAGACACGUAUGGCUGUGUCAACUGGGCGCCAAAGUUUUUGCCCCUUUCUGAGACAGUAGAGAGUCAGCUUAAGAAAAAAUAAGACAUGAAAAAGAUGUUCAAAGACAAAAAAUAUGCUGCAGAAGAUGUGAAAGAACUUAUCAAGUCCACCUAUUACACGCAACGAAAGGACAUCAAUAAAGGUACAAGCAUCCUGACGCUAUGCCAAGAAAGGCCUUUUUUGUUCCAUGAAACUGGCAUGGAAGAACACUUCCAGCAACUUACUGGCAUCAGUCUGACGGAAGCCUUCUUCACCAAUCUGGACAAAAAGGCGGAGCGCAUCCUCAACUCUCUCUUCAAGUUAGCAAGUGAAAAAGGUCAAUCCAGUGGUUGUACAGAGAUGAUUCUUCUUCUACUUGCUUUUUUUGGUGAGAAGGAAGAGCAAAUGUUCCACUAUGUUGAGAAGACCAGCCUUGCUGAAGAGGUUGAGAUGGAGGAUGUGCCAGCAACACCCUGCCUUAUUGUGUGUGGGUCCUCUUGCUUCACUGCGGACUGCUUCAUGUUGAGUAUUGAUCAGAAGAUUAUCAAUGACCACAUCACUGCCUUCUCCUGUGCCAUCUGCCUGAUGUUUGGCAGUUACUACUGUUUUAAUAUACACUACCUAGUGGGACUGCGGUCAACACUGGAGUUCCUCCAGAGGUGUUUAUUUUCAAUUAAUCCAGAGAGAGGAACAAAAGUUGAGCAUAGCAAGAGGAGGAAGAUCUUUGCGGUCAACCCAAGAGUCCUCACACUCAUCGCUGACCUUGCAGACCAUGAGUGGACUUAGACCAUACUUUGAGAGUCAUGUGAU